This is a messenger RNA of Scatophagus argus, 2706 nucleotides long. RefSeq names its product TNFAIP3 interacting protein 2 (gene tnip2). The transcript has 6 exons. The coding region runs from base 455 to 1795 and encodes 446 amino acids. Lineage: Eukaryota; Metazoa; Chordata; Actinopteri; Scatophagidae. Gene Ontology annotation, biological process: regulation of transcription by RNA polymerase II; cellular response to lipopolysaccharide. Gene Ontology annotation, molecular function: K63-linked polyubiquitin modification-dependent protein binding. The record is from RefSeq and is a predicted model, not a curated record.
GUGCGUAGAAAAACCGCACCUUCCGCUUCGACAUUCGAGUUUACGACUGUUACGAAUGCACCACUACUGAUAGCUUCUCGGCCGUUGGUAAUACCCAACGCUAGCUUAAACUUUUUUUAGCCUGUAUUUAUGAUUUGCGUUUAUUAUCUUUGCUAUACUGUUUGUGCCAAUAGACUAUAAAAACCCUUUACCUCCCAGUGACGGUCGACGGUGAAUCUUUGAGCGCACUGAGGGCUCAGUUUGACGCAUAGACUCAAAAAAAGUCCGCGGGGAAGUUCCCUAGGAAAUCCCCCUACACUGUUCGGGGAUAUUAUUCUGCACUGAUGCACCAAAGCUCCGACACAAUUGACCUCCUCGGUGCAUUUCUGAAGGCUCACGACUCGGAGCAGAGGCGUCAAAUGCCGGAUUAUUAAAAGACGAAUUCUGUCCAAAAGUCAAGUCUACUAAAUCUGCAAUGGAUAACGUCGCCAUAAACACGGAUAACGACAAAAAGCGGAGUUACACCACUCUGACUUCUCUGUAUCAUGAGACACAGCAGGAAAUCGAACUUCUGAACAAACAGAUUUAUGUAAAGGACAACAUUAUUGCAGAUUUGAAAGCGAGGCUGGGGAAAUAUGAGAGGAUCUACGUGACGGUAGGAGAUAACGAGUCUGUGGUCAUCGGACCGUCCAAGUCUUUGCUGGACAGCUUGUGUCAAGAAAUAUACAAACUGAAACAGAAGAGGAACGACAUGGAGCUGAAGGCAUCUCGACAAGCAGAGGAGAUCCAGAGGCUGACUGUUCAGCUCAGAGAGAAGGAGCUGGAGCUGGAGAACGUCAGGAGUCAGCCGGACCACGAGAAGGACCAGGAGAUCCAGAGGCUGAGGUCUGCCCUGGAGGAGAGGGAGCGAUCCGAGGCUACCAGAGCCGUGUUUUGUACAUCCCUGGAGAAGGAGGCUGACCAGCUGCGCAAACAGCUUGGAACAACUGUGACGGUGUGCCAGGAGCUGCUGGCGAGGCUGGAGAAAGGGAAGAAGGGAGGAGAAGAAGGAGUGGAGGUUGUGGCUCAGCAGCAAAACGCUAAGGAGGGGUCAGAGUCCUUCGAUACCCAAAUCCGUCAUCUUCAGGAGGAGAAUGAGCAACUUAAGCAGCGAGUGGCAUAUGUACAAGGUCUGAAUUCCCAGUGGCAGAAGUAUGACUCCAGCAGGGAGGACUAUAUCAAAGGUCUAUGUCAGAGGCUGAAGGAGACCUCUGGGCAGGGCUUGAUGCCCGCGCUGGGCACUGUAAACAGCGGCUUGCUUCAUCAGGAGAUUUCCAGGCUCAACGGUUUACUCCAGGAGAAGAUGGACGAGUGUGAGCAGUUGGAUAGAGAAGUAGAGGAUAUAAGGAAAAGAAGCCAAGACAGAAUCCAGACUCUGGAACAGCAGGUCCUCAUCUACACAGAGGACUUUAAGUCUGAGCGUGCCGACAGAGAGCGAGCACAGGGCCAGAUCGAAGAGCUGAAGGAGCAGGUUUACCAGUUAAAAAGACAGCUACAAAAACAGGGAACAGGCAGAGAGAACAGAGAAGUGGUUCCCAUGUGUCGUGUGCACAUAGGACACAGGAUCUCCUCAAGGCGGCAUAAGGACUCUUCAGAGCCUGUAUUGAGGACCGCUGCUGAGAUGCAGCAGCAGCCCGCAGCUGCAACAGCACCGAACGCUCUCUGGAACCAAAGCCCAGGCCUGUCGGACCUUCAGUGCCCGAGGUGCCACGCUACGUUCAACGACAGGGAGGCUGCAGAGUACCUGAACCAUUGUGAAGAGUGUGCCAAACUAUAAACGGAGCAACACUCAUUUGGAAAAGACACUUAUCUCUUGCUGACUGUAACUGAACACUGAAGAGCAGCACUACACGGUAGAAAAACAACCUGAGUGGAGUUUCCAAUUCGGAGUAUUGACAACAAAUGAAACGACUGACUUAAGAUGUUUGGACACACAGAGGCAAAGCUGUACAACCCAAAGUUCCCCUGAUGCAAGAGAAAUGAGUUCAUCAGGCUUUUUCUUAGUCUCUAUAGUUGUAUUUUUUUUUUUAUUUUAAGCCUAGUGUCUGUUUCGUAGUGUUCUUCUGUGGUAAUGCAGGAGAUUACGGUGGUGGGGAAGUGGAUGCCACUGCAAUAUAUCAAAUUAUCAUAUACCUCAGUGUUUCAAAUUACAAACCAAUUGCACUUUCUUGACAUUUAUCCAAAAGUUAAUCGUGGGCUCGUACGAUUAAGAGAUUCAUGAUGCAUAAGCUUAUUUUGGACCUAGACAUCCAGUCGACAAUGUGGUGCUAUUAGUUGUUUAUUUUUGAUUGAACUUUACAUAUUUCUGUUCUGUAAAUUAUAUAUUCUUAAUAACAGAUUUAAAAUAUAAAACUAUUAUAUUUCUAUUUAUUCUGUUUGCAUAGAUGAUUAGAAAAGAAAAGGCAAAUCAUUUUAGUGCAAUGUUGCCUUUUUUUCUAUUAAAGUCUUGAAUUUUUUUUUUUUUAUUUUUUUUUUUUCCUGGAAAACUUUUGGGAUUGAAAAUGUUAUAAGUACAUUACAACUGGUUUUAUAUAUAUAUAUAAAUAUAUAUAUAUAUAUGAGAUCCACUUUUCGAAAGUUUAAAGACUGCAUCCCAACUGACAAUAUGCUCAUUUUUGGAGGUCUGGUGCCAUUGUUGAGCUGGCACAUUAUUUUUGUAAUAAAACAAAAAAACAAGUUUUACCCACA